Vicia villosa (hairy vetch) is the source of this 1244-nucleotide messenger RNA. Its product is annotated as syntaxin-132-like. The record is from RefSeq and is a predicted model, not a curated record. The transcript has 13 exons. Gene Ontology annotation, cellular component: plasma membrane; endomembrane system; SNARE complex. Gene Ontology annotation, biological process: intracellular protein transport; vesicle fusion; exocytosis. Gene Ontology annotation, molecular function: SNAP receptor activity; SNARE binding. The coding region runs from base 142 to 1065 and encodes 307 amino acids. Lineage: Eukaryota; Viridiplantae; Streptophyta; Magnoliopsida; Fabales; Fabaceae.
GUUCAUUCUCUCUGUGUUUGUUUCUGGCCUGGUUUCUUGUUCUUAAUAACUUAUCCAGGUCUUAACAAGCUCCAAUUCCUUUUCCAAUUUCCUCUCACAUUCUCUCUUUUUUCCUUCAAUUCUGUUACAUUUUCUUCAACAAUGAACGAUCUUCUAACGGAGUCGUUUGAUAUCCACCGUGGCCAAGGUCGUGGAGGUGGUGACGUUGAGUUGGGAGACUAUGGAAUGAAUUCAGGAGAGCUUGGCUUGGAAAACUUCUUCAAAAAGGUUCAAGAGCUCGAUAAACAAUAUGCUAAGCUGGAUAACCUUUUGAGAAAGCUCCAGGACGCCCAUGAAGAGUCCAAAGGUGUUACCAAAGCUCCUGCUAUGAAGGGUAUAAAGCAGAGAAUGGAGAAAGAUGUAGAUGAAGUUAAGAAAACUGCACAUUACUUAAAGACCAAGGUUGAAGAGCUGGACAAAGAGAAUUUGGCUAAUAGGCAGAAGCCUGGUUGUGGAAAAGGAUCAGCUGUUGACCGAUCAAGAACAGCAACGACAGUUAACUUGAAAAAGAAACUGAAGGACAAGAUGGCUGAAUUUCAGAUCCUGAGAGAAUCCAUCCAUGAAGAAUAUCGCGAGGUUGUUGAGAGACGAGUAUUUACAGUAACGGGCAAACAAGCUGAUGAGGAGACGAUUGACAGAUUAAUUGAGACUGGAGACAGUGAACAAAUUUUCCAGAAAGCAAUUCAAGAACAAGGACGAGGCCAGAUAAUGGACACUCUCGCAGAAAUCCAUGAACGACACGAAGCAGUCAGAGAUGUUGAGAGGAAACUGCUUGACUUGCAACAGAUAUUUAUGGAUAUUGCAGUGUUAGUUGAUGCACAAGGAGACAUGCUUGACAACAUAGAAUCACAGGUUUCAAGUGCAGUAGAUCAUGUGCAACAAGGAAAUAAUACUCUCCAAAAGGCAAAGAAACUGCAAAGAAACUCAAGAAAAUGGAUGUGUAUAGCCAUCAUGAUACUUCUCAUUUUUGUUAUAAUCAUUGUUGUUUCUGUCAUCAAACCAUGGAUCACCCAACAAGGUGCAUAGUUACUAAUUGGUAACACAUGAUCACACAAGAGCUGAAUGUUAAUAUUCCUAUUCAUAAUUCAUUCAAAUUUGUGAUUAUUGAACUUGAAACAAACAUUGGAACAAAUAUUCAAAUUUGUCUCCUUUGAAAAGAAAGAAUGUACUCAACAAAAUUAAUCAACUUCACUCCAUUCAUUAUA